Messenger RNA from Cooperia oncophora, 474 nucleotides. The record is from the annotation of a GenBank genome assembly. Lineage: Eukaryota; Metazoa; Nematoda; Chromadorea; Rhabditida; Trichostrongylidae.
AUGCUGUCAAAAUUCUCCUUGCAUUCGGACCCGGAUGAACUGCUUCAAAUACAGAGCUCACUUCCUACUCAUCCCAAAUACCUAUUCCUUCGUCAAGCUAUCAGAAUCGAGCUUGAUCGUCUCUUUCCAAGAGAUUUCAACGAGGAACAGUUUGCUGAAGCCUUAACUAUGUUCGUCAAAGCCACCGACACGUUCAGCGCUCCACCGAUUAUCGUCAGUGAAAAGCUUCUCUCCGGUGAGGAUCAGCAAGCGCCAGCUGUUGACGCUGAACUCAUAACCUUCGCACUGGAUACAUGCCAGGAAGGUGAAGUGGAGGAAACGAGGGCCAAACUGACCAACUUCCCAUCGAGUUGCUAUUCGGACACGAUGGCAAAACCUGUGGCAUUCGAAAUGGUUUCGCAAGCAGGAAUACUCUCCGCACUCUACGUGAUGAGAAGAAAUCGAGGAAAAGGCUUGGUCGAAUCGUCGAGCUAG